AUGUCCGAUGAAAGUUACACGGCAGUGUCUCGUCUUGAUAAACAGCCAGAAAAUUCGAAGAGAGCGAUAUUACCUGGACAGUUGGAAAUUUCUGCUUAUGAAGAAGAAAGCGAACAGCCAUUCACUUGUAAUUCAGAGAGAGAUGAAUCAGCUCCCUCGACAAGUAGAUUGAGUAUAUCCAGACUUAAUAAUUACACGCCACAGAAGGCCGAGGUAAAUAUGCGCAACCAUAUUACGACAAUGACACCAUCGGGAACGGAUGCAAGUGAAAAUGUCGUGAUGGGAGAUGAAAAAAAUGGUCCCUCUUCGACGCGAUUGUCGUUUAAGCGAAUAAGCUCUGGAAAUGAUCAGCCUCGGCUUUCGAGAGUUCAUCCAGUUUUUUCGGAUAGCAUCUUCAGCGACGCACCAGAGAGCGAUACCAGCCUCGAUACUAAUCUGGAAACAGUAGUGAAAACCAGAAUGACAGUGCAGAAAAUUUAUGUAUCGUCAAAAAAUCUUCAGGCUGUGAAACCCGCUCGAAAGACACAGCACACAGGUGAUCCUACCAUUUAUCACAUGGUCUACUUUCGCACAAAAAAAGAGAUCGAAUAUUUGUUUUUCUUGCCUCCAGUGUCACUCUGGGGUCGGCGACUCAACAUCGCCAUUUUUGUUCUCAUUCUAUCAGGGAUUGCAGCUCUUGCCAUGCAAACAUGUGAUGGGCCAAACUUUGGAAGUACAGAUCCGGGGUACCCUUACUUGCCAUCCAAGGAAUUUCACGUUGUUUGCGACAAUUUUUUCACGGGAGUUUACACCCUGGAGUUUCUUGGACGUAUCUUUAAGACAAGAAAAAUCCGAAGUCUGGUCAGAGAUCCAUGUAUGUGGUUUGAUUUGAUUGGAUUGUCACCAUGGUAUAUUUCACAAUUGCUGAAAGCUCUUGGAGCUGAAGGGUUCGAUUCGAAAGUGAAUUUACUCCGACUUGUUCGUACCAUUCGACUGGCUUCCAUAUUGCGUCAUUACGAGCAGACAGAGAUUAUUUAUCAAGCUAUCAAGGCUAGUUUGCGUCCUUUAAGCAUCACUAUGUUUUUUCUCUUUACCUUGGUUAUGGUGUUGGCCACAGCCAUUUAUUACGCUGAGCCCUGUUUUAAUGUUGAGACUUGCACAUUUACUGACAUAUUCAACGCUGCAUACUUUGUCAUGGUCACGGUUGCAACUGUCGGCUACGGCAACCAAGUGCCAUCCUUGAAAAAUCCGGGGUCACUGAUACUUACAAUGAUUGCCAUGAUUCUUGGGCAGAUUUAUUUUUCCAUGCCUGUGGCAAUCAUUGGGAACAACUUCCAGCUGACAUACGAAAGCUUUCAGCUGACCAAAAAGAAAAAGAAAGCUCGAUUUCUUGAUGCAUCACUCGUUCCUUUUAAUUCUCAAACAUUCCACACUCACGCAAAGCGACUUUGUGAUAUUCAGUACCAAAUAUUGAAUGUUUGGUCUGGUACACACAGCAAUAUUCUCGAAAUCACGCGUAUAGCCUCCCGAUCCAUUACAUUGACUGUAAAUUUGCUGGAGCUCGAAAGGAAUUACCUGGAAACAAUUAAGGAGGGUACUAACCGUUUGCUAGAGGCCCACUCAGAAGCUAUUCAGUUGCUGCGAUUAUUUAUUCCUCGACAGAGAACAACCUUCAACACAGACCUGACUUCUGAUGGUCACGGUGUGCUGGGAAAGAUGUAUGUAACGGCAAAGAGAGCUAUGACAAAGGCGAGGGUACUCUCGGCCCAUCAUCCAGUCAUUUUGGACCCAAGUACCGCUUCACAAACGUUUCGAGGACGGAUUUGGUUGCUUCUCGAAGUACCAGAUUCGUCACGUUUUGCUAGCGUAGUGAAUCAAACGAUCAUUGCAGUCGCCCUAUUCAGUACCAUGUUAUUUUUUUCACAAUCCCUUCGUGAGCUAGCAGCUAGUGGUGUGGAAACCCGCGGCUGCAAAGCCGUUGCUAAAAGUUACUGCCGGGACACUGGGGUGAAUGCUAUGGACCCUGCCUGUUUUUUGCGCUCUAAUAAUGGAUCAAGUGAUUUCACUCAACAAAUUAGUUUCUCCUGCUUCCGUGAAACUGAGUCCAGGACUUGCUAUGGAAAUGGUUUAAAUUUCGGCUCUUUGGAUUCAUCCGCACUGGCGUGUGUUGAUGUUUUUUUUUCAGCGGGUGUUAAUAGUGUGUGUUAUCGCCCACAAUGUCGGGCGACAUAUCGCAUGAUCUUUGACAUGGGGCCAUAUUGGAUAUUCUUUGAAUGGUGGCUUGGUGUUGUGUUUACAUUAGAGCUGGUACUUCGAUUUUAUGUAUCGCCUAACUGGAAACAAUUUUGGAGAAAUGUCUACGUCAUUUUUGAUGUCGUUGCAAUCAUACCGUUUAUCAGUGAGGUGUUUGAACUGAUUGUCACGCGUAUACAGCCAGACUUCGCCAUUGUUGCCGCAGGACCGUCCUUUUCUUCAACUAUUCGUAUGCUUAAGAUUUUGCGCAUCCUCAAGCUUACAAGGCAUUUCCGUGGCACAAAAUUAUUAGUGUAUACGGCGAUGCGAAUUUGGAAACCUCUCGUCAUUCCGCUCUUUUUCCUAUUUACAGGAUGUAUCAUAGCUGGCGCGUUAUUUUACGAGAUUGAACGUGGCAAGGAAUGUUUUGUUGGGGAAAUUUGUAUGUGGUGGGACGAAAACGUUCUCACACCCGAGCUGGCAUAUGGACUUCCACUUGGGAAGCGAAUUUUGAUUCAAGAUCGUUUAAAAUCGACAAUCAUUGACAUGAUUCACUCAACUUGGCUCUCGUAUACUACAUUGACAUCGGUCGGUUAUGGCGAUCUCGUGCCACGAACUUCGAUUGGCAAGUUCUUUGACAUAUUUGUCAUCAUCGUUGCUACUAUUUACUCAGCGAUGCCAUUAUCGCUGGUUGGCAAACAAUUUUACGCCUUAUACGAAAAACACAUGGAGAAAAUGAUUGUCAAACAGGGUGGUUCGUCGGUGUCAUGGCAUACAAACAACACGAUGACCAUCUUGUCGCAACAAAAGCAAGUAACAAAGCCUCCCGCAGCUCGCGAACCUGAACCUUUUGCGCUGUCACCGGAGCAUUUGGUGAUUGUCCAUGAGUUCGAGAGCAUGAAGCUCACAAUUUUAAAUUUUCAACGCACAUUGGAAAAAACAUUUAAAUCCUCGGACGACAUUUUAGGUAGCAGCUCGACUUCCAAAGGCUGUAAGAUUUUGAUUACAUCCAGACGCUCCAUGGCUUCAGGGCCACGAAAUUCAGUGCGAAUUGAUCAGACGAUGGAGCUCAAGAGCAUUGCCAUUAUGGACACGCUGAUGCGGUUUUCACAGGUCGUUGAAAAGCUUCAGGAAGCGCCGGUCGACUUUGAGGCUUCUGAAGAACACGACACUUUUCACAGCGAUAUGUUUUCUCAGUCACAUUCACUUGACGAGGCCACGAUAACUUAG
Molecule: messenger RNA, 3441 nt
Organism: Plasmopara halstedii
Lineage: Eukaryota; Oomycota; Peronosporomycetes; Peronosporales; Peronosporaceae
Product: voltage-gated ion channel superfamily
Exons: 9
Coding region: 1-3441 (1146 amino acids)
Biological process (GO): potassium ion transmembrane transport
Cellular component (GO): membrane
Molecular function (GO): voltage-gated potassium channel activity
Source: RefSeq, a predicted model, not a curated record